AUGAGUGGGCCAACAGCUAAGAGCAAAAGAGGCCCUACGGUUCUCAUGACGGAUGCGCGAGAUGCGCCACCCCGAGGACCUCAAAGAACGCCCACAUCACAGAAACUACAGGGCAGCGCAAAGCUCAUCUCCGUCGACAACAUCCUGCAAUACGCCUCAGACAUUCCCUCGCAACAGCGCCGCGGCCCGCCUGGUCAUCGUCCUCUAAUGCACACACGCACGCCUAGCGGUCGGCAUCCGCUCGACCCCAAACUCUCUGGCCGGCUCAUCCCACAGCAUAUGCCUACUCGUUCGAGUAAAUUGAGCGAGAAGUUAGUCCUGCUUCCGGAGACGGAUGAAACAGACGAGGACGAGAAGGACGAAUUCGAUGAUGAAGACGGCCAUGAAGGUCCGCCGACCGACGAAGACCUUGCGAGACGAACGGCAAAGGGCGGACCCAAGGACAAGAGUUAUGCUGAGCGGCUACCAAAGGCCAAGCGGACGGACAAGCUCUCGCGGGUCACAGCAUACUGCACUGCGCAAGCCUACAAGAUGAAGAGCACCGCCGAGUUUGUCAAAGCCCAACACAAUGCUCGGACGAAGCUGUAUGACGACUGUCUCUAUACAGUCUACCACCUACCAUUGCUACCUGGAAGUGACGGCUAUCGUGUGCGUAGUAGCCCUGCGCUCAAAAGUCCUGGCGGCAAGACAGUCCUGGACGAAGAGAUUGAGCGCAAUGAGCAGCGUGAUCACCACGAAGGCUACUUUGGCGAUGAGGAAACCUACUACGUUCGUGACGACCACGAAUUAGAUACGCCCUACGACGGCCGCCAGGAUCGCAGAGACUCGCUCGAAGGUACCCGCAUCGCGCCCAACGCCCUCAGCUUUGGCGAGAUGUUCGUAUUCUCCUACGGCGUCGCCGUCUUCUGGAACUUUACGGAAAAGCAAGAAAAAGAUAUCCUUGCUGAUCUAACAUUUAGCUCCACAGCUACUGGUGUCACACUUGCAACGCGCCCGCUGACCGAGUCGGACUUUGAAACUGAGGAGUUUCACUUCGAGUACAAUCCUGAUAUCCCACGGCCGCGUGUGUACAAUGACAUGAUUACACUCAAGAGCGGAGAUCACAUGAUCAAACUUGCCAUGAGCCAUGCAAUCGCGCAGAGUACCAAGCUCAGUCUGUUUGAGGAAGGCAUGUCGCGCACCAUGCUCGCCGCUCAAUAUGUUCCCAAGCGUCUUGCCCUGACCGGGAAACUGGGCAUGGCACGUACAGAUGUUGUCAAGAUGAUUGGGCAGCUGUUCACAAGUCGUGUGGAUGUCAAUCUCUCAUCCAACAUGCUAGACACCCCCAACUUCUUCUGGGACUCUGAACCCACUCUCCACCCCCUCUACACCGCCGUCCGCGAAUAUCUUGAGAUCAAACCACGGAUCCAGGUCCUCAACGAACGCUGCCAAGUCUUUCUCGACCUGGGUGAAAUCCUCAGCGACAGCAUCUCCGAUCGCAAAAUGACUCGCAUCACCUGGAUUAUCAUCAUUCUCAUUGUGCUGAGUAUCUGUGUAACGUGUUUGGAGGUACUGCUGCGCUUUGCCAUUUUAAAUGCGCACAAGAACAAGGGGGGAGUGGUAGGUGGUGGGGACAUGGCGAUACUGGGAGCAAGCACGGUGGCGGGCAAGUUGGCGCGUAUUGGUCCGCCGAGUUAUGCAGGGCCGAGUCUUUUGGCGGCGAGGGGGUUGGUGUGGGUUGGGAGUGGGGUUAAGGGGCUAUUUAGCUAG
This is a messenger RNA of Plenodomus lingam JN3, 1749 nucleotides long. RefSeq lists its product as uncharacterized. Lineage: Eukaryota; Fungi; Ascomycota; Dothideomycetes; Pleosporales; Leptosphaeriaceae. The record is from RefSeq and is a predicted model, not a curated record.